AAUGGAUAGAUAUUUCUAUAAAAGAACUGAAAGUCAAUCAAAUUUUGCCUUGUAAAUGAAUAACAACUUAAGAACAAAAGAGGGCGCUGCUGAAAUAUUCUACAAAUAUUCUUUCAUUGUUUUCAUUUAAUAUCGCUCAAGAAGGCAUGUCUCGAUUUGGCGUACCAGUAGCGAAAAAGAGGAAAUUGAAAUCAAACAAGCCGAAUUUUAAGAAAAAAGAUGGUAGAUACAAAAUUGAAUCAAAAGAAAUUGGAGAAAUAGUUGAGAAAUAUUCGUCCUUUGAUGAUAAGUCUUUUGAGAGAUUUUCAGAGUUUCCACUAUCCAAAAAAACGCACAAGGCUCUCAAGGAGAACAAUUUUGUAAAACCUACAGAAAUUCAGACUGAAUCUAUUGGUAGAGCUCUACAGGGUCAUGACAUAUUGGGGGCUGCUAAAACUGGGAGUGGGAAAACUCUUGCAUUUUUAGUUCCCUUACUGGAAGUAUUGUGGAGGAAUAGGUGGUCGCCACAUGAUGGUCUAGGGGCUUUAAUUAUAUCACCAACUAGAGAGUUAGCUUACCAAACUUUCGAGGUUCUUAGAAAGGUUGGAAAGUAUCAUGAUUUCUCAGCAGGUUUAGUAAUAGGAGGUAAAAAUGUAAAGGACGAGGCUGACAGAAUAAAUCGCACGAAUAUUGUUAUAUGUACUCCUGGAAGAUUACUUCAACAUAUGGAUGAAACUUUUGCAUUUAAUGCUGAUAACCUUCUUAUGCUGGUUUUGGACGAAGCCGAUAAGAUUUUAGAUUUAGGAUUUCAAACUACUGUAAAUGCUAUUUUGGAAAAUUUACCUAAUAGACAAACCCUCCUCUUCUCCGCAACUCAAACAAAAAAUGUAAAGGACUUAGCCAGAUUAAGUUUAUCUAAACCUGUUUUGGUGUCUGUUCAUGAGCAUUCUGCUCAAUCUACACCAGUCCAGCUUCGCCAAUCUUAUGUCGUUGUUGAAUUACACGACAAAUUAACCGUAUUGUGGUCAUUUAUAAAAAGUAAUUUGAAACAAAAAAUUAUCGUCUUCUUAAGCGCCUGCAAACAAGUUCGCUUUACGUAUGAAAUGUUUCGUCGUCUACGACCUGGAACAACUGUUAUGUGUCUCCAUGGAGCAAUGCAACAGCAGAAACGAAUGAAUGUUUACUCAGAAUUUUGUGAGAAGGACAGUGCUGUACUAUUUGCUACUGAUCUGGCUAGUAGAGGUUUAGAUUUUCCUGAAAUAGCUUGGGUAGUACAAGUGGAUUGUCCGGAAGAUACUGCAACAUAUAUUCAUAGAGUAGGACGGACAGCGCGUCUGGAGGAUGAUGGAGAAGCGGUUAUUUUCCUCACUCCUUCUGAAAAAGAUGGCAUGUUGGAGGAUUUAAAACAAAAACGCAUUCCCAUCGAGGAAGUUAAAUUUAGUCAAAAGAAACUUCGUCCAAUCGAGGGGAAGGUACAAGCAUUUUGUGCUCAGGACUUAGAGUUCAAGGAAUUUGCUCAAAGAGCUUUUUCAUCUUACAUUAGAUCCGUGUAUUUAAUGAAAAAUAAGAAAAUAUUUAAAGUAGAAAAUAUUGACCUUCCGAAAUUUGCAAAAUCUCUUGGUCUUGUUGUGACCCCCAGACUUAGAUUUUUACAAAAGGGUCAGAAGAAAAGUCCCGCUAUAACAAUAGAUGAAGAAGACAUAAAUGGUGAAAAUAACGACGACGAAAGCGAUGAUUGUUUGACGAAAAAAAUAAAGUUAGCUAGUUCUGAUGAUGACGAGAGCGAUGAAGAUGUACUUAUGAUCAAGAAAAAAGCUACUGGUAAUAAAAAGAAAGAAGUUGAUGAAAAAUUAGGAAACAGUGAUUCAGAUGAAGAUUCUGAAGAUGAAUUAAAGAAAAAGAAAAUUAAAGUUAUCACAAAAUAUACUACCGCAAAGAAAAUCUUACGAAAGAAGAUUAAGCCAAAUUCUCAUGUUAUGUUCGAUAAGGAAGAUGAUACAGAAAUUAAAAUUCCAACAGAUGAGGAAAGGGACACAAAAAGUGGUAUUGAUAUUGAAGAAGCAAAAGAAUAUAUGAAGCAAGUUGAUCCAAGUGACAAGCAAUUAUAUAAGGAUAGAAUUCGCAAACAGAAAAUAGAGAAGAAGGAAAAAGAACGUCAGAGACGACUUAAACAGCAAAAGCCACAGGAGGAAGAUAAUGAUGAAAUAUCAUAUACAGGAGAAUUCAACCCUGAUGAUUUACCUGACCCUGAUGAAUGUUAUGGUAAAAAGGAAGAAUCUGAAGAUGAUAUGCAGGUUGAAGAGAGUGACUAUUCUAAUGAAUCAGAAAGUGAACGCGAUGAGGAAGACUCAAUUGGUCUUGAUGUUUCAGAUCAAGAAGAACUUGCUCUUAGUUUAUUGAGAAAUAAUUGAAUGUUAUAUUGGUAUUUUUAUAAUAUAUUAACAAGUGCUAUCAGAUGUCGACUAUAUUGUCACUCAAACUUCAUUAAGAUUAAAUAAAAGAAAUAAAAUAUAAUGUAAAUAGCUGCAUAAAUAUUACCUUAUUUUUAUAUUAAUAUUACUAAAUUCAAUACAUUCAUAUGGAAGAUU
This is a messenger RNA of Dimorphilus gyrociliatus, 2567 nucleotides long. The record is from the annotation of a GenBank genome assembly. Lineage: Eukaryota; Metazoa; Annelida; Polychaeta; Dinophilidae.